UAUUAGACCCCCAUCCGGAAUGUUUUCGGAUCAGUGCGGCAGCGAACGCCCGACGAGAAGGACUGCUCUUCCCGUUUAUCGUCGAGAGAGAAAGACACUAUUUCUUUCUCUCCUCACUAUUUCUAUUGUUUAUGUUGUCCUUUAAAAUUAUAAAUAUUUUUUUUGUUUUAAAAUAAAUUUGUAAAAAAAAAUUUUUUUUGAAAAAAAAAGACUGAGUAAAAUUUUUAUUUUGAUAAGGGAGAAUUAUUUUUUUUUACUUUGUUUUUUUUUCUAUUAUUAUAAAAUAAGGGUUUACAGUGUACUGAUUAAUGUUGUUUCAUUAUUGUAUUUGUUUCUUGGCAAAUUAUAAGAACGCGUUCGCGUGUCCUCUUCGUUAAAGUCGCACAGAGGAACUUUCCGGUUUUAUUUGAAUAAAGUGGUGAACACAACGAGGUGUUUUAUAUAUGUGCAAAAGACAAACUCGUCUGUUGUCCUUCCCUUCGAUACACUAAACAAUACACAAAUUCAGAUAUGAUGCUGAUGUCCGGAGCAUGGUUCGAGGUUGUUGUUGUUGCAUUUUUCACUGUCCUCGUGUUGGCCUCCAGCUACAGAUCAUCAUGGUGGUUUGUCAUCAAAACACUCUGCAAGGAAGUUUCAUCAAAUUCAACGCAACCUAGAAGACGUAGAACGGCGAAAAAUGUCCCCGGACCAUAUCCAUUGCCAUUUUAUGGGACAAUGUGGAUUUACUCCUGUUUUGGAUAUUACGAUAUGAAUAAAAUUCACGACGCUUACAAAGAUCUGAAUCGACGCUAUGGGCCAUUGUGUAAGGAGGAGGGGCUAUGGAAUCAUCCAAUUAUCUCUGUCUUCUCACGACAAGACAUCGAAACAAUCAUCAAACGCGGCUCAAAAUAUCCACUGCGUCCCCCCCAAGAGAUCAUCUCUCAUUAUCGAAAUUCACGUCAAGAUCGUUAUACAAACCUUGGACUCGUCAAUGAGCAAGGAGAAACAUGGCACAAGUUGAGAUCUGCCCUGACACCGGAACUAAUGGGAGCCAAUACUGUCCUUGGAUUCUUUCCGGCCCUCAACAAUGUCACCAAUGAAUUCAUUGAUCUCAUCCGAAGUCGAAGAACUGGUUCAACAAUUCAUGGAUUUGAGGAAAUUGCCUACAGAAUGGGUCUUGAAAGUACGUGUACACUGAUAUUGGGACGUCAUCUCGGUUUUCUAAAGCCAGGUCCAUGUUCAUUGACAUCGAGGUUGGCGGAAGCUGUGAGAUCGCACUUCAUUGCCUCGAGAGAUGCCAAUUAUGGUUUGCCACUGUGGAAGCUGCUACCAACCACUGCGUACAAACAACUGAUACAAAGCGAAGAAGCUAUAUACAACAUUAUUUCAGAAUUGGUUGAGGAAACGUCACGGGUACAAGGACAAGAUGCUCACGACGAAUGCAUCGAAGCUGUUUAUAAAUCCAUCAUGCGAGAGAAAAACCUCGACAUCCGGGAUAAGAAGGCAGCCAUAAUUGAUUUCAUCGCCGCUGGAAUUCACACCUUAGGUAACACUCUGGUAUUUCUGCUUCACAUGAUCGGUAGUUAUCCGGAGGUUCAGAAAAAACUUUACGAAGAAGUAGCAGUUUUGGCUCCUCCUGGCUGCGAUCUAUCCGUUGAUGAUCUUCGUACCGCGAAAUAUUUAAGAGCCUGCAUCACUGAAGCUUUCAGACUUCUUCCAACGGCUCCUUGUCUUGCAAGAAUACUCGACGAACCUGCUGAACUUGAUGGAUAUAGUCUUCAAGCCGGAACAGUGGUGGUUUUGCACACAUGGAUUGCGGGUUUAAAUGACAGUAACUUUAAAGAGGCGAAUAAGUGCAUUCCAGAAAGGUGGAUAAACCCACCAACUCCACAUUCGCCACUUCUUGUCACACCUUUUGGAGCCGGGCGUCGAAUUUGUCCAGGCAAACGAUUCGUUGAACAAGCCCUUCAACUUAUUCUUGCAAAGAUUGUACGAGAUUUCAAGAUCGUCGCAGAAGAUGAGUUGGGUCUGCAAUUUGAAUUUAUCCUGGCGCCAAAGGGUCCAGUGUCUCUCCACUUUCGGGAUCGAAUCGACUUAACGUGAAAUUUUAUCAACAACAAUAACAAGAAAGAAAAAUAAUGAUAAAAAAAAAUUAUCAAGAAAAAAACGCAGAAGGCGUAAAUAAUAAAAAUAAGAGGGAGAUAUUCUUCUUCUUUUUUUUUCUCCAAAAAGAAAAGAAAUCCUCAAGAAAAAAAAAAUGAUGAAAAUCGAAAAAUAUUAUUUAAUAAAAAAAAAAAAAAGAAAUUCUUUUAUAAAGAAUUUUAAAACGACAAGAUUUCAACUCGUAUUAGACAAGAAUUUCUUAUCCGCAAUAGAAAAAUAUUUUCCCGAGAAAAGAAAGAAAUCUUCUAUUAAAAUAAUAUUUUUUAAAAACAAAAUUCAAAAAUCCACCCACAGAAAGACAGAAUUUUUAACGUCUCCUUAAAAAUGAUUUUUUUAACCACAAAAAAAUAAUAAUUCUUUUAAAAAUAGACAUCUUUAAAAGAAAGAAAUCGUUUAAAAAAAAUUAUACACAUUUGUAGAAAUCAAUAAAAGAAGAA
Leptopilina heterotoma is the source of this 2579-nucleotide messenger RNA. It is a transcript of the gene shd, whose product is annotated as ecdysone 20-monooxygenase. The record is from RefSeq and is a predicted model, not a curated record. Lineage: Eukaryota; Metazoa; Arthropoda; Insecta; Hymenoptera; Figitidae. Gene Ontology annotation, molecular function: heme binding; iron ion binding; monooxygenase activity. The coding region runs from base 511 to 2082 and encodes 523 amino acids. The transcript has 11 exons.